AUGAUGACAUACGCAGCCUCAGCUUCAAGGCCACUGUGUUCUAUUAAUGGCGCUUCACAAACCCAAGUACCGAUUUCACCCAUUGUGAAGAGCAGUGGUCUUAUUAGCAGUAGCAAUAGUAUUAGUUGUCGUAGAAGAAGCAAAGGCGUGUGUGUAAUUAAGGCCUUAAAAAGCUCGUCGCCCACAAGACAGACCUUGUCGAGCAAUUGGGAUUUUCAGACAGCAACUACGUCAUCUCCGCGGCUGCCCAGAUUCGAAGAGCUGGAUACUACCAAUAUGCUUCUCCGUCAGAGAAUCAUCUUUCUGGGUUCUCAGGUAGAUGACAUGACAGCAGAUUUGAUUAUAAGCCAACUUCUAUUUCUAGAUGCUGAGGACCCAAAAAAGGACAUUAAAAUGUUUAUCAAUUCACCUGGUGGUUCUGUUACCGCUGGAAUGGGAAUAUAUGAUGCAAUGAAAUUGUGCAAGGCAGAUGUUUCAACAGUUUGUCUGGGGCUUGCUGCUUCUAUGGGGGCAUUUCUCCUUGCUGCUGGUACAAAAGGAAAAAGAUUCUGCAUGCCCAAUGCAAGAGUGAUGAUCCAUCAACCUCUUGGAACUGCAGGGGGCAAAGCAACAGAAAUGGGUAUAAGAAUUAGAGAAAUGAUGUACCACAAGAUUAAAUUGAACAAAAUAUUUUCAAGAAUCACAGGGAAGCCUUUGGAGCAGAUUGAAGAGGACACAGACCGUGAUAAUUUCAUGAAUCCUUGGGAAGCCAAGGACUAUGGGUUGAUUGAUGUAGUUAUUGACGAUGGAAAGCCAGGCUUAGUUGCUCCGAUUGGAGAUUCCAAAACUCCGCCCAGAACACGAGUUUGGGAUCAGUGGAAAGUUGAAGGGACCAGGAAAGCCAGAAAGAAUUUGCCCUCAGAGCAAAGGAUUUCGGAUAAUGGAUAUAAAGAGACUGAAGGAAGUGACAAUGAGAAAGGAGCCGAGAGGGAAAAGGAAGAACCUGCUGCUAUAUGA
This is a messenger RNA of Prunus armeniaca (apricot), 996 nucleotides long. The record is from the annotation of a GenBank genome assembly. Lineage: Eukaryota; Viridiplantae; Streptophyta; Magnoliopsida; Rosales; Rosaceae.